AUGGAGGAGGGAAUGUUAGUUCUCAUGCACGAUGACGGCGAGAUCGAUGAUGACGAAUUCCUUGUUUUUCAUGAGGCAAAUAGACACGGAAACGGAAAUAUGAACGUUUUAAUCUGGAUGGGAUGCGAGAGGACGAAUUUUUUAUAUGAUUCAUUUUCUGACCGGCUUCAAAACCUGAACCAGCCAUGGCUUUCCCCACAACACCUGAAGGUGUAUGCACAGGCAAUUCACAACAGAGGUGCUGCAUUGGAUAACUGCUGGGGAUUCAUUGAUGGCACAGUAAGACCGAUUUGUAGGCCCAAGGACAACCAGAGGGAAGUUUACAAUGGACACAAACGGGUUCAUGCCCUUAAGUUCCAGUCAGUUGUGACUCCCAAUGAUCUCAUUGCAAAUCUUUUUGCUCCAGUUGAGGGAAGAAGACAUGACAGUGGCAUGUUAAAUAUGUCAGGCCUCUUGCAUGAUCUGGAACAUCAUUCAUUUUCCCCAACUGGCCAAGCAUUGUGUCUUUAUGGUGACCCAGCUUAUCCCCACAGAGUGCAUCUCCAAUGCCCAUUUGCCAGAAGGGCUGACCUUACUCCAGAGGAAGAGGCAUUUAACCAAUCAAUGAGUCAAGUUAGAAUUUCUGUUGAGUGGGUAUUUGGAGAUAUUGUAUAUUAUUUUAAAUUCACAGAUUUUAAAAAAGAUCUUAAAAUUGGUUUGAGCACAGUUGGCAAGAUCUACAUGGUGUGUGCAUUGCUACGCAACGGAUUGACAUGUUUAUAUGGCAACAACACCUCAAAACUUUUUGAUGUCUAUCCUCCAACUAUCGAAGAGUAUUUCCAGUAGGUUGUAUCAAUCAAAGAUCUAAAAAACAGCUUUUUUUAAAAAGCUCCUUUUCUUUCAAACAGCACACGAUUAUCUGUUUUGUUUUUCUCUUUAAAGAAAUUAUGGAAAGGAAAAUUCUUUGUAACUACCAUAGGAUGCAUUCCUGCUGUAGAAUAUUUAAAAAGUAAUGAUCAAACCUUUUGGGUACCAAAGUAUGUAAAAAUAAUCAAAAGCUUUAACAGAUACCAAAAUUUUGUCAUUUUGAAUAUUUUUAACCAUUAAUACUUGACUUGAUCGUUCAUAGGUUUCAUUUAAAACUUUAAACAUCAAUCUCGUGACCACAUGACCAAAAUUUUAGAAAUAUUCACUUUCAAAUCAAGGUCCUGGUUUUUUUUGCCUGUUUCUCAAACUUAAAGAAUCUUUUGAAAAGACAUGUAGCAUAGUGUAAGUGAAAAGGCAAACAGGAAAAUAAAUUGUUAAUCACAGGCAAGAAAAAAAUAUUUUUAAGGCAAAGAAGAUUAACUUAUUUGAAACAACCAAUUAAAUAAAUAGCACUGAAAAGAGAUAAUCAAAACUUUCAUAAGUGAUGUUACUGUACCAUAUUUAUACAAAUCUGUGUUUUAGAAGGGGUGGGGGGGUGCUUAUUUACAACUAUGUGCUUUUGGGUGGAGCAUGAGAAGAUACCCAAACAUUUGUAUUUGUACAGAGUUAAAAUUUGAGAUCAAUUAUCCAAUAUUUCUUUAUGAAAUGAGUUGGAAAAGAAUUUGGAAUAAAAAAAUUCAACAUAAUUUUACCUUUUGACUUUUUUUAAUACAAUUAAGCAAAUAUCAGCAAACAAUAUUACAUUUCAAAUCUUUCUAAUAUUUUUAAAAUAGUUAAAUUUUGUUCCUCAAUAAUUGUCAAUUUAUUUUUUAUGCACGCUAUUUGAGCAUUCAUCAUCUUUUGCUGUUCCUCGUAUACUUUAAACUUCUCUUCAAAUUGUUCAUGCUCCCUUGCCUUCAAUUCUUGACUUUUCUCUCUCACCUCUAUCUCCCUCAUCCUCAACUCAAGUUCUCUCUUUCUCAACUCAGUUUCUUGGUCCAAAUUUCUUUCCUUUAUUUCAACUUUCUUUCUUUCCAAAUUAACUUCACUCUCUCUAAGUUUCAUGUUUGAUUCGUGUUUCUCUCUCAGGUACCCAACAUACUCACUUGUGUCACCACCCUUUUUCCUCUUAGAACAUUCUCUUGCCUUAGUUUCUGAGAGACUCUCCAUAGCCCUUUUCCUCACAGCCUGUGCCAUUUCCUUCUCUGCCCCUUGUUGCCUGUCUCUUACCAUCAUCACACUUUGCUUGCUGCUGCUCUGCACUAACUUUUCUUUCCAAAAUAUCCUCCAUUGCUUCAUCUAGCUCACUGGGUUCUGGUGCUACCUCACUAGCCCUCAUUUCUUCGUUCAUUUUCCUUCCAAACCCCCUUUCUAAUUUUACGAAUCUGUCCCUAACAGCUCUCUGAUCAACACUGAACUUUGGCCUUUCUACUCCAUUUAAUGCAUCUGCAAUUUUGUCCCACCAUUUCCCCCUUUCCCUUGACCUAUGCUUAUAUUGAUAAGGCUCCUCUGCCAGAAUUUCACGGCAAAGCAGCACAUCAUGAUCUUUAGUCCAUGUCAUUUUAGGCCUAUUCAAAAUAAGUUUAUAUCAACACAUACACAGGAAAGUUUUGGCUGAGACCUCAAAGCCCAUCCAUUUCAGGAGAGACCAGGAAAAAUUUCAACUAUUUCAGCAAGGUAAACUAACCACUUGUUCUUCUCAAAACAACCAAAAAACAGAUUACAAUUUAAAUAAAGUUUAUUCAAAAUGUAAAUUUAAAAAUGCAUCAAGUACAAAAACAAGUAAUUCCAGCAAGUUAACUUUUACUUUAAGAGUACUUCAAGAAUACAAAGUUGGUGACCAUUCAGAUACUGAUCAUACACAGGCUUUCUCCUUGUAUGAACUGAUAACUUCAACAAAACAUCAGGAAAUCUGGUAGGCUUUUGACCUUUAUUUUGCUGUCUCUCAACGGUAAAUGCCACUUGAUUUCGGAAUUUCAAAAGGAAUUUCAUAUUUCAAUAGACAACUUCAAGGAAAAUUUAAAGCAUUAAAGUGCCAAAGAUCAAACUGAUGCCUACUUAUGAUUCCACCAUCUUCUCCAAAAGAUUGUGUCAGUAGAUAUAUUUGAUACUUUAAUUCUAGUAGAUACUGUUGAUUUUGAUAAGACUCUGUGCUACAGAGAACUUGUUGAACAAAAACACAGGGAAAGUAUACCCUUUGUCUUCCCUAAAUUGCUUUAUGUUGCCUACUUUCUUAAAUUAAUGAAUGACUCUGAAACUUACCUGGAUGUGUUUGUUCAAUGCAAGACAUUUCCAGCCAGUAAGCUGAUCCAUCUGGCAUAAUUUACUCUAUCGGUAACGAAAAACCAUGGAAGCAUUGACCUGACCGCCGAGAGGUGAAGUUCCCAAUUGUUUUCUCUGGUAGCUCGAAUAAACAGCAACAGAAUCUCCACCAUUUCAAUGUAUGUUUGCCACAAAGAGAAUGUUCCAUGCUUCGAUGAUUCCUGCUUUGAAAAUUCUUCUAUUCUUUUUGACAAAGACUCUAGCUGAGGUGAAUGCACACAGUUGGAAAAUUGGUUGUCAGGAUAACACUCCACCAUGCUUACUGCAAUGUGACAGAAAAUAACCUUUCUAAAGAGACAAGAAUAUCUUGAUUAUAGGGGAAAGGGGAGCUUUCAGUUACACCACCACAUGACUAUCAGUCUACCCCUCUUCAGAUACAUAUUUUCAUGAUAAAGCGUUGUGUUAAUAUAUACUUUUGCAAAAAAUUGUACUUACCAAUGAAAUCUUGGGUCUCCUCUUGAAUUUGAAGUGGUAAUGUUUCAAGAUAUGCCUGGAACAGUAAAUGUAUUAGGGCUUCAUACAUGACUUUAUGACAUCUUAUGCUGGGAUUGUAAUGUUUCCCGGUCAAUACACCUGACAAAGAACCCAGUGCUACAAGAUCAGAUUCCAGAAGAAUGUCCUGUGAGGAAAGAAGAACCAUGUUUAGAGCAAAUGUAUGAAUGCAUAAUGAACAAAUAACACCAUCAAAAUGUUACCCCUAAAUGCUUUAAGGAGCUUGAAGGUUAAACUUGACACUGCAUUUAAAAACUUUCUACGUAAUACUUACUUCAUAUUGCAUAUUACUUACUACACUUAUUACCAAGGUACUAUACCUUCCUACUUAUAAUGUCAUAAAUCUAACAUUCCGCUGAAGCAAGACUUGGGUUUCUAAUGUCUUUAUUUAAAUUUCUCUAUUGUUAGAAAUACAAAAUUCUUACAAAAUGUUUUUUCUUACCUUCAGCCCUGCGACCUUGCAAUUUUUGAAAUGGCUCCACAGUAUGACAUGGCCAUAUGAAAAUCUCCCAUUCUUAUGAUGAACCUUGAGUAAUAAGCUGCAUCUUUCCAUCUAAUUUGUUCUAUUUUAGCAUAGAUUGCUUCAUCAAACACAAGGCAUAAAUAGGAAAGUCCUAAUUUAUCUGCAAUCUUGGUGCUUCUUGUUAGGAUGGCAUUAACUGUUGAUAUUUAAGUAGGUGAGGCGUCUAUAAUUGGAAGAUAGCCAAUCAUUGUGGACUUUGGCAGUGAGUUUUCCUGUAACUUGGUAUUGAAUCCUGUCCAAUUUGGUAUGUUUGCAUCAUCAAAUGAUCUGCAUAAAACAAAUGAAAGGUCCAGCAAUCGUUUCCCUUUCUGAUGAUCUUUAUGAAAUUCUUCAUCAAUAUAAAAACUGGAUAGAUGAUGACGUAGGUCAACAGUGAUGUGUCUCCCUAAAACAUAAGGAUCUAUCUUGCUGGAUGGUUCAUCCCAUGAACUUACUCUGCGUGGUAGACUUUUUCUCUCUGGCACUGUUCUCUCUGUAUGUACUGAUUCUCUUUGCAAUAUAAUACCACCUGUCACAUGAGUUGUACCACUGCCAGUCCUUGUGUCUUCUCUAAAGUCAUCAUUGUCCCAUGCUAAAGUAGUACUGGUGUUUGCAGAAAAUCCUGAUGGUAUUAUGCAAUCUGGUGAAAUGUUAAGUUGGGCUAAAGCAGUCUCAUGUCUCAAAGCAAAUGUAUGUGAUACACAGUGACCUAAAUUAUUCAGCAACCUCAGUGCAGAUGAUGAUCCUGUGAGCUGCCUUAGAGCAAUAUCCAAAGAAAUACUCUUUGGUGUAUGUUUUCUUCCAUUUGAAGCAAGGAAAACAAUAUCCUGGGCAAUUGACAUUACUUUAACAAAUUGCUCACUUUCCUCCAAUAUAUGCUGAUCCAGCUGUGCAUCUUCUGAUAAGUCACAUAUCCAAACCAGAAAAUUUAGCAGCUCAAUUGAAACAACAUUUCUUGCAUUUUCAUGACUAAUAUCAGAUGCAAGUGGUGGCCAUGGGAGUUUCAAUCCUGGAUGAUCCGAAAGCUUAUUUCUAAUAAUCAUGGCGCCAUUAUACAAUACCCAGGGGCGGCUGGCAGGAAAAAAAGUUGCUCAUAGAUUCAAAGAGGCUUGAUAUUGACCUCACAAAAUCUGUCUGAGGACCCCCUUUUUAAUGCCUCUAAACGAUUCCAAAAUGGUCUAAAAGCUAAAAGUGAAAAUGCAAUGAAGAUGAAUUGUAGACACAGACUCAGAACACUCAUAAAAAUCGUUCUUGAACAUGGACAAUAAUUUUUAAUUUUACUCCAAAACUAUUUUUGCCUUUGAAUAAAAGAAAUCAAAUUAUCAUCAUUUAUCAUGCUCUACCUAAAACACGUCUUACAUAAAAUUAACUAAAGCUUAAGCUACUUUUUUGAAAAUCUAUCAGAGCGUCUUUGAUUAAAUGCCUUAAAUCUCUCAACUACAUUUGUUUUGAAUUGUGGUUGUUCGGCGAGCCAGCGAAGUGUUUUGUGUUCUACUUGAAGGAAAACUAGCAUUUCUUUUCUUUUCUGGAGCAUAGUGGACCUUGAAGACAACACAACUCUUUUCAUGCGGCUAAAGACUCUCUCGCAAUGAACACUCGUUAAUGGUGUUACUGCAGCAAGCUCCAAAACUGUCAUUGCCUGAGGAAGUGCAUCCUGUAAUUCUGUCUUCUUUAGAAUGGUCAACAAAUCUUGGAUUGAGGGUUUGCCUUCAGUAACAAUAUCAACUUCUACUUCAACUUCAUUUGUCACCUCAAACAAAUCAUCCUCUUCAACCGCUUCUCUCUCCGACAGUCUGCUUUCGGGGGGCUCUUCGUUAGCUCUGACAAGUCUUCUGCGUCUUUCUUUCUUUUUCGCGAUGAAAGCGUCCCGCUCUCUUGUUACUCGGUCAAGCAAAACGGAUAUUUCCCUACUGUUAUAUAGGACAUUGAGACAGUGUUCAAGUGCAAGUGGAUCCGGUACCGCAGUUGGAUAAAUGUCCCUUAAUUCGGCUAUUAACUGCUUUUGCUCUUGAGAUGAAGCGUUCUUUCUUGCUUCAAAUUUGGAUGGGUGAAUAAGAUUCAUCCAUUUAAAUUUGUUCAAGUUCUCAAACCUCCAGCUAAUUUGAUCUGUGAAUCUAGAAGUAACUUGCGCUGCGAUUUCUACCAAGGAUCGCUUCCAACUUUCCGUAGAACCAUCUAUACUCCCCUGUAUUCCACGCCAACCUGCCCUUUUUCUAACAGCAGGGAUUUCCGGAUCAAGAUUCAUUGUGUCUUCCCAGACAUCAUUGAAGUCGAGGGCUUCCAACACAUCUUGAAAAUCCUCUAACAUUGAAGACAGCUGCACCGCAUCAAGUGUUGGCUUUUGCAUCAUUUUAAUAAUCGGUGCGCAAAAACUAAAUAUCUUUCUGUAAAGUUUAAGCAGAAAAACAAACUUAAUAUGCUGAAUUUUUGUGCAUAGUCCCCUUGCAGUUGUUCGUAUUUCCGAUUUCUCAUCUCCAUCUAGAGCCAUUUCAAAUAACACUGUUCCAAUAACCUCAUACGAAGAAUCGAUAGCUUCUAUUGCGGUGUCUCGAGAGAGCCAGCGGGUAUCGCCAGGUUUGGGCAAACUACGGCCAAGUAAAUGUUUGCGUUUCGGGCUACUUCUGAAGAAUUUAACGACACUGUCAACAGUAUCAAAAAAGCUGGCGACAUUUUGAAUUUUCCUUGCUGUUUGAGAGGCACAAAGCGACAUCCUGUGUGCAACACAAUGGUUGUAAAAAGCGAACGGAAAAUUAUCUUGAACUUGUCUCUGCACACCGCUUAAUGCACCACUCAUCGGCCGAUUGAUCUCUUGACGAAUCAACCAUUGCCAGCAAAUGUUCUUCGAUCUCUCCAUUAUUGAUUAGCCGCACCCAGAUCGCCGACUGCUCAACGUUACUGAUGUCACUAGUGUCAUCCAUCAUAACGGACAGAAACGUAGAAUUUUUGAUCCGCUUUUCAAUUUCAGUUCUGACUUCCUGAUACAUACACUUGAUCAGAUCAUUCUGCGGGUCAUGCGACGUGUAGGUAAUUCGUUCGUUGUCGAGAAAUUCUCGUAGUUCAUUACAGUAGGAUCCUAAAAGGUCCAAUAAUUUGACAAAGUUACCCCUAUUUGACGAAGAUUUGGAUUCAUUGUGCGCUCGAAAUGCCAAACGUUGUGCUGACAAAAAUAAUGCAAUGUUAAUAUGGUGCUGAAGUAUGCGUGUGUAUUUUGUGGCCUUGUGGUUAUGCUGGGCAAUUGAUCUGGCUCUUGCUUCAUCUAGUGCACAUGCCACGUCAGUAUUACCAAGCAAAUUGAGAGCGGUGUGGUUCAUAAUGUGAAGCUUAGAUGAUUGGUGCCUAUCUGCUAUGUUAGCAAGGCUUCCUCCAGUUGAUCGAUAUCCAGCCUCUUGAACAAAACACACCUUUUGCAUCUAACAAUAAAAAAUGAAAAAUGGUUAAGAGAGUGUAUUUAUGAAAUGAAGAAAGUAUAUUUGAUUGGAAGCAACAUGAAAAAUGACACAUCAACAGAGACAAAUGUGACAACCACUUUAAGUCAGUUGAAAAAAUGUAGUUUUAAAUCAAAAUCGAAACUUCAGUAUUCAGAUUGUGUUUGUCCCGAUUUUUUUUCCUACAAAAUACGUGUCCCAAUGUUCACGAAACAGUAGCGAGAACGGAAAAACUUUACACCUAUAUUUCUCUCAAUGGGGGGGCUUUAUUCUAGAUUGCACUGAAUGCCAAAAUCAUAGCGUCAAACAAUAAUUUAUUCUUAACAACCUCCCUAUCCUCUUUUAACAACGUUAGUUUAGAAGAACUGCCUUAAUAAAUAUCUAGCAAUGAAAAUAAUUCAUAAGAAUUACUUUCUAAACAUGGCACAUUUACCCCUAGACACACAUGACAUAAAACAUGAACGCUUUUCAUUUUGGCAUCAUUCAAGACAUGGCAGUCUCUCGCAUUAAUAGAAUCGCAUUUCUAUUCAUGGGGCUAUCAUUUAGAGCAGUCAGCCGUUACACAAUAAAAUCGACCAGCGGCUGUCUACUCCUACGUAAAAACCCUGCAUGAAUAGAAAUGUGAUUCCAUUCAUGCUGACGGGUCGCCCUGCUUAGAGUCAAGGACUGUCUAUAACAGGACCAGACCAGGGACCAACCAAAGGAAGAAAUAUUUCUCCAAAUAGUUUGAGCUCUAAGGGUUUAGAAGAAUCAAGGAAUUUCUACGCCCAAAAUCAUUCUUUAGUAUAAAUAAGGGAAAAUAUUAUUUUUUGAACGUUGAACACUCACCUUUGACAAAUCACCCAUAAUCAAACAUGGCCAGCAGAAAUAUGUAUUUGCAGCUUCAUCGCCACAAAUCCAAGAAUAUGUCUUGUACACUGAGUCUGAUGACCGAUUCUUUAGAACAAUUUUAGGGCAUGGUCUUUCAUCUUUUUUAAGCCGUAAACGUUGCUCAUAUGUUAAACUUCGCUGAGUCGAAAGUAGGGAAAAUACCUUUCCAACGUUCCAACGUAUUCCGUCAAUGUUUGCUUGAUUCAUUUUAAGAAAGUUGUGGUAACGAAAGAACGAAUGAAAUGACUUUCGGGGCCUGGAAGGUCACUUAUAUAGCGCGUGAAUAGAAAAGCAAAACUAUUAAUGCGGCCAACAGGCAACGGCCACAAGGCAUUCUUUCUCCUGGAAAUCUGUGACGUACAGCUGUUGUAAAACAAAAGGUCAAACCCUCCACGCUCAUAGUAUUUCAAAACUAUGAGCGUGGCUGUGUUUUGAUUUUAUGGCUGCCACGAGAAAGAUAAGAUCAAGACAACAAAAGCGCUAUUGCGAUAGAACGCAACGGGCACAAACAAAUCUAUUUAAAUUGAUUAAAUACUCCAUAUGUAAAAGCAUGGCUCAAAGGACAGACAACACCUGGAAAAAUGGUCGUCAUGCUCAUUGAAUUAUCUUCUAUUGGAAAUUUGAACUUUAUUUUCUGUGGAAAAAAACUUGCUCAUAGACUAUUCAUACUAUGAGCAGUGCCCGCCGCCGGUGACAAUACCUGAAGUUCAUUUACAUGCAUCUGGCUGCUUCCUGGCAAAACAUAUUCAUCAUCCAUUGCUAUGCUUUCUUCUAAAAUUGUUUCCUUUAAUUUCAUGUGUUCAUCCAGUAUAUCUUCGUAAGAUAAAUUCUCCACAUAAACCUUCUCGCUUUUGUUGCUCAUUCUUGGAGUGAAGAAUACGAGCUGAGGAUACAUUUUCUGAAGUCUUUCAAACGAAAUGAUCUGAAACUAGAAGCAUCAAUAACUUCUUCUUCUUUUACUAUAUUUAAGAAUCUCUCAAAAAUAGUAGUCAUGUGCAUCAUUUUAUUCUCUGCAAUAAUCUUUUCUCAAUAAUCUUAGAAGAGAACUUUUUGUAACUUUUUUCAUACAACAAUUGUGUAAUAUUUUGCAAUUUUUCCGGGCCAGCUAGAAAAUUUGUGUAGUUUGCAUAGCAAUUUUUGUGAUAUCGCACCUGAAUUGCCACACAAUCUUGAUCUCUUAUUUGAAGGAGAAUCUUCUCGUUGUUUUUUAAUUCAGCUGCAUGACAUAGUUGCCCAGCAUCUUCUGUCUGGCAUAAUGUUAGGGGUACUCGCUUUCGUUUACCACUCCACUAAAAAAUUGGUAGCAAAAUAUCAGAACUAAAAAAGACAUUUAGUUCAAACAUUGAUUUUAAGCAUCAUUUUUUUAUCAAUCUCAAGGUGAUUAUUGUAUUAAAUGCAUGUAUGUCCAUAAAGGUGAGAUACAGCAAGCAAGAAAUAUUGCAGUUUUGCUUUCCAAAUAAAUUUAUUUAUAGAGAAUAAAUACUUUCUUUUUCAUCUUGAUAUUUGAAGACCUCCUUGUCUUCAGAUAAAGGGGAAACCAAAAACAGCCUAUAAUCACAAUGUUCUUGUUCUGCGUAAAGGCAUUUUUUAGGUUCGCAACAUGUGGCUCAACACAAGUCGUAAAAUUAUUUUUCGGUAUUUUUGAUUGAAGUUUAUUGCAGGGUACGAAUCAUGAUCACUGACCUUAUCUUGCUGAAACCAGUCAGAACCUUUCAAGCAAAUUAUACAACGCUGUGGGAGGACAAAUGAAUUUCUUUGCUUUGGUUUUAUUGCCAUUGUCAUGGUGCUUUUCUACCCCUCCAGCCGUAUUAACUUGCGGUAUGGUUGUAUCAUGUUGGUUGUCAUUGUCGUGGUUGGUUGUCAAAGAAUUAUUAUCAUCAGUUUCCUUGCUGCUACUACUUGUGUUUAUCAAGUUUUUAUUGGCUUCGGCUCUCCUUAUUUUCUCUUCGUCACACAAACGCUUGUAGCAAGUCUUGUGACAAUACCACUCCAAAUCAAAGUUAUCUGAGUUGAUCUGUUCGAGUCCUGUUUCGUCUGAAAAUAGGUUGUAUGAACUGCGACAAAUCUCAGCAUGUUCACCAUCCAAACUGACCCACUUCCCUCUACAGCUAAAAAAAUUUCUCUAGACGUUGUUUCGUUAUCAAAUAUGUACUUUCUUUGAUAUCUUCAAAGUGCAUAAAACACGAUUUGACAAUCUUUGGCAACCGGCCUCCUUCUUCUCCAUCCGCCAUGAUUUUAAACAACAAAGCAACUAAGCAACAUCACCAUAUAUGUAAAAUUAGCGGACCACAUCGAAAUCACUGAAUCACAAGCGGAAAAGUGAGUCCGCCGAUUAGCCUACAUAUCACAUGCUUCAAGAUAUCAUAAUGGCGCUUCUCUUGUUUGAAGAAAAUUUGGCAGCUUCUGGGAAUAUUUUUAAAAGAAUUGUGCAGCUGUUUCAAUUGGGGCCAAGUAUCUUGCGGAUGUGGAAUGAAAAAUGCGUCAUUUAAUGCCAUUCUUGCUCAGUUUCAAGGAAUGUGCAACAAAAACGACAUGCUAGAGCAACAUGGACUUCGGCCUAUACGGGAAAUUUGUGAUAAACGCUGGUACACUAAUUCCAGAUCUGCCUCCACCAAUGUGGCCACUAAUGGCCAAAAAACUUGGAUACAAUGUUUGGCAUUAUUUCAAGAAACAGAAGCGACUGCCUUGCCAAAAACCUCAUUCCCCAAUUAGUGCCAAAGAAAUGGAUGGACUUUUGUAUCUUGCUGUAUAUGUAGUGAGCCAGCCACUUUCAUCAGUAUUUAACAAUUUCAUUGAGGAAACAACAUAUCACAGAGGUUGAUUGCCAGUCAGACAAAGGGGGGGUAAUUGCUUUGAAAACUGAGGAACAGAUAAUCUUGUUGUCUGUAGAAAAACUUUCGAAGCCCAUACUUCAACAUCAAAUAUUGUUAGGAAAAAAGCUCUACAGCUCGGGAUAAAUCUGUUGUUUGAUAUUGAUCUCAUUAGCAUGUAUAAUUGCCUUAUAGAAAAUUCCAUUUUACCAAUAGACCUUGAGGUAAAAAAAAUUGUUGGGAAACAUGCUGAAGUUAUACUUUGGCGCCAGGUUAUUUUCUUUUGCAAGAGAUGUUGCAGGAAACCACUUAUAUGUUUCAAGGAAGGUUGAAACAAAAGCUUUGCGGAAAGAUAUUGAAAAAGCAACAGAUAAACCCUGCAUUAAUAAUUGACAAAUUAUGAAGUAGUAAUAACCACCGAGAACGCAUGGGGUCACAUGCUUUUGGGACAGCUUUUAAAUUCUGUUCAAACCACAUCCCAUUUCAUAAUGAACAACCUUACAAAAAUGAUUCCAUACAAUGUGCUUGCAGUUAUUCCACAUGUAUCGUGUUUUUCCUUCAGGUGGCUAUAUUAAAAUCUUUUUAAAAAUUUGAGAAGAAUUCAGAAGGUACAGAUAGCGAAUCAUUUUGCAUUUGCUUCAUCGGUAAUAAUCAAAAUAUUUAUAUAUUAAUCUGUACUAUCAAAAGCCCUAAAAGUCUUAAUCAGUAAUAUUAUUUUUAUAAAUAUUCAUAUAAAAAACAAUAAUGAGAAAGUAAUAAGACAACAUUAUAUUGAUUAAAAUAAAUUAUUAAUAUUAAAAAUUAGUCUGCCUCAUGAGUGCACAAGCACAAAACUUGGAGUAACAGAAAACAUUUCUCACAUCAAGCCUAUCUACUACUAUAUAUAUUUAAACAAAUGUGAUUAGAAUGAGUAUGUAUGUACAUUCAGUCGAAAUAUGAAAUGGUCCACAAGAUAUUUUGCAUGUUUAAUUUUGCGGCAAGAUACCAAGUUACAUCUUUAUUGAAGUUUCUUCCCCAAAUGAUAAACAUAGUUUUGAGUUGUCUUCAUUAAAUGGAGUGCAUCAGAAACAAACCAUAUGUGUCGAUCCAGUAAAAACAAAUUUAUGGUACAGUGGACACCAUCUGCACCUUUCUUUCCACCCAACAUAUCAUGCAUUUUGUUAAACUUUCUGUUGCAUGAAGCUCCAUCUGAAACUGCAGCAACAAUUGAAGGUCAGCUCCAGUAUAGCAAUUGCUUCCCAAGAAGUUAUCAUAAUUGGGUGACUCCUCUUAUAGCAAAAUAUGCAAAGCUGAAUUUCAAGUCUGAUGCCAAACCUCUCACAUAAAAUACCAGGGCAUGACUGGCUAACUGGUCAACAUCAUCAAAGCAAGAGUAAUUUAGAUCUGCAUUACUCAAAUGAACAAACCCAAUUAGUUCGCCAUUUGUUUUGACCAAAAUUCUCCUGAAGUUUCACCUCACCAAUUGAAAUAACAAUGUAAUGUUGAACACCCUUCAGCAUUGAUGCAGUUUCAAUGAGCUCAUUGAUCACUUCAGAGUUAAAACCUGUCUUAGGUCUAAUUGCAUUUCGAUAGUCCCUUAAUGUUUUCUACCACUUGGGAGAGUCAGUAUAAUUGUAUUAGUUUAUCGUAGACAGAUGCAAAUUUUGAUGGCAGGGACAGGCAAAAGCAUAAUAUCAUUAUGCGAUUUUCUUACUUCCACUUUGCAGAAGUUAAGUUUGUUGAUCCCAAAAAAGUUUUAUGAAUGGUUAUGAAUUCUGUAUUUUGCUUACCAUAAUUCCAAAAAUGUCACUUUAAAGCUCAUCAUCAAUUUCUACAUCUGCAGACUUUAUUUCUUUUUCUAUUCUUUGGAUUUGAAUUUUCCAUUUUGAAGACUUCAAUCUCUUUUCUGCAGGGCUAACUCUGCCCUGCCACAUCUGCCAUCGAAUUUUUGUUGACUGGAUCUACCCUUGCAACAUCAAUAAAAAGAGUAUCUCUAGGACAGCUGCUAAGAUAGUAAGCAUAACUGUCAAAAGAUAGCUGACCUUUUUUUCGUCAGGAAAAUACCACAUGGAGUUGGUGUAAUGGAGUUGGACAGUGUUACAUCUUUAGAAAAGAUAACUGGAAAGAGUUAUAUUGGAAAGAGUUUCCCAGGUGGCCAAUUCGGACAUACUCUGUUUUAACAGAAUUGUUUGAAUAAAUGUUUUCCCUUCUCCAGCAUACGAGGGGGCAUUCAAAAAGUUUCCGGAAUUAAAGAAAUAAAAUGAACUAACUAAACAGUUUUAUCUACAUCUUUUCAAAGUACUCUCCAGCAUUAUCUAUGCACUUUUCCAUUCGCUGGAACCAUUUGUGGAACAUGUUAGCUCACUCUGUUUGUGGUAUAGCCUGGAUGUGCUCCAAAAAUCCCUCUACUUGCAAGAUCAGGGGUGUCAAACCUCACCCCACAGAGCUUCGACUUGCUAAAAGGAAACACAAAGAAGUCCCAUGGAGCCAGGUCUCGACUGUAAGGUGGAUGAUCUACAAUGCCUGCCAAAAGUCUUGGAACACUGACGUCAAUUUUAAAGUUCAGAAUCAAUCAUCCCCUCUCCCCUACAGAACAAUGUUGGUUUACUAUCAAACGAAUUAGGAUUUUAGGAAGCACUUUCCUUCGCUUUCUAAAAUAGAUAUUUCUCUAAAUCAUCAACAUUGUUUUAGGGGGAAGGGGGCGGAAGUAGUAAAUUUUUUUUCAAGAAAGGAAUGAAAGAUAUGAAUGAAGCGUAAAUUGCCAGGUGUUCAAAGUACUUAUGGCAUUGCUGUUGUACUUUCUCUAUUUGCAGGAAUUCCUGAGUAACGUUUGCUCUGUGCGCUGCAGCGUUGUCAUGAUGCAGCAACAGCACACAGUGUUGAGUUCUCGGGCCCCUUCAGCAACUGCAGCAAGAACACAAGGAAGGACGUAUUUCUUGAAUAGAAACUGCGGCUUCUAUUAUUUUCAUUAGGGAAAAAUGUGGCUUAUAAUCAGAGGCGGCUUGUAUUUAAGGGCGGCUUUUAUUUUUUUUUGGUUGUUACACCUUCGAAU
Molecule: messenger RNA, 14337 nt
Organism: Rhopilema esculentum
Lineage: Eukaryota; Metazoa; Cnidaria; Scyphozoa; Rhizostomeae; Rhizostomatidae
Source: RefSeq, a predicted model, not a curated record